AUGGGAUUUGAUAUUGUAGAAAUUUAUCAAAUGCUUGGAGUUGACAGCGAUGUUUCGGCAGAGGCUCUUGGUACAGAGGUUUUAGGUUUAAGUAAAUGCACAUUCAAGUAUAUGUAUACCAAUCUUUUCAAAUUAUCUUGUGUCUCUUUUUUACCAGAUUAUAAUAUAGCAUCAAUAAAAGUUAAAAUAACAUCAGGCACAUCAAGUAAAGAAUUUGAUUUAGAACCAUUCUUUAAAGAUUAUUAUAGUUUGAGCGAUAUUAAAACCUAUCCAGACUUAGCGGAUUUACAAAAUCUUCAAGCACUUGGCUAUUCUGAAGGUGCAGUACUUUCAAUAAAAGUAAACACGACUGUAGACAAAGGUUAUUUUGUUGUAUACCCAUUGGCAGCUACAAAAGAUACCCAAAUGCUCCCCAUUUAUAGUGAUAAUUCAGGAACAACUUAUUUGUAUUCAAUUUCAACAUUUAUACCAAAGGAAUAUAGUAUUUUUUAUCCCAGUGCUUCAAAUAUUAAUUUAGAAGCUAAAAUUCAAACAUCGGUUAAACAAUAUGAAAAGUCUCCAAUUCCAAAAAUAUAUGAUAAUUUAGGACAAUACCCAGACUCAAUGCUGUUUAUAUCUUACGGAUUUUCAGAAUUAAAAAGAAAUGAUUAUGAUCCAAUAAGUUCCUCUUGUUUCGAUUCACAAAAAACAUCUACCAGAUUUCCAUUCGGUUAUGCUUACUCUGAUGGCUCCUCAUACUGGUAUCAAAUAUCAACUGUUGUAAAACCAUCAUUAAUGAUUGGAAAUGGAAACUUUCCAGCAAACUUAGAAUCGGAUAUUGAUAAGAUAAAUGGAAAUAUUUAUUUUCCUUUAUUAACACCAAUUAUACAAGAUAAUCAAAAAUCACCUCGUCUAAUAGGUUUUACCAAAACCCAUUUAGACUAUGACUCAUACCUUUUCAGAAUUAGCGCUAAAACACCAUAUCAAUUUAGUUAUAUUAAAACUGGAGCUAAUUUGGCUUCUCUUUAUGGACACGAGAUUUUGGUUUCAGGCUCUAGUACAGAAGGUACAUAUGAGUUUAUAGCUCAAGAACAUCCAGAUUUAAAAAUGAUAUUGUAUGAUAAAGUGGCAAUGAGUAUAGUUUUAAACUCAAAAUCUUUUGGUACAGAUAGUGGUUCAGUUUUCUCAUUUUCUGGACCCACUAUUGUUAAAAAUUUUGAUAUUACAACGAUUAAAGAUGUAUCAUUUUUAUACAAUGAUAUUGAUAUUACCAAUCGUAGACAUUACAAUAUUCUCUAUUUCAACUAUCCAACUGAUAUACCAAGAGAAACAUUAUUUAAAUUGACACCAAAUGACCCAGGUGUUAUUUCAAAUCCGACUAUAGAUCCCUCUCUUCAAAACAAAGGUACCAUAUCAUUCUUUUCAAAAUGGAACGAAACAAAACAAUCAUUCCAAAUCGAAUUCUAUGUAGAGUCAAAUUCAUUAUCAAGUAAUACAAACUUUCCAUUUACAAUUAGUUACAGUACCUAUGAAUUGUAUAGUUCAAUGUUAAAUACUCAAUUAAGAAUUAAAAGAUCGAAAAUGGAUUUACAAGGCCCAAUGUUUAAAGAAAUAACUAAAAUUACACCACAAAACCAACUCGAUAGCAAUAACAAUAAAUUUUCAGUAUUUGGAUGGAAUAUUAAAAUUGAAGAUCCAAUCAAUGGCUUAGAAGGAGGCUAUGUUAUAAUUAAAGGUGAUGUAGAUCAAUCCACUUAUAACUUUACAGUCAAUCCAACAAAAGCAAAAUCAGGAGAUAAAUAUUUGGGCGAAUAUGAAUUCAAAAUCAAUAUCACAUAUCCAUGUAUAACACAAAACUAUGUUAUCAGUGAAGUUAAACUCUACGAUACAGUUAAUAGACCCUCUUAUUUCGCAGUCCUUCCAUCCACCAAAAUUCCUUUUUAUAUCAUAAACCCUUUUAUUGGUGCUAUAAAUCCUUUUUUAUAUUAUUUAAAAGAUACCAAUAUCAACAAAAUUCAGUUACAAUGUGUACCAUUCAAUGAUAAUACACCACCAGAACUAUUACCUGAAUCCCUUGAUAUUGGCUCUGGUCAUUUAAUAGAUGUUGGUAAACCCCAGCUUAGAUCCUUUAGUUUUUCGGCAUAUGAUCUUGAAAGUGGUAUGAAAAAAGAUGUAUAUCCAAUCGUGUAUCUCAGCAACACAGCCAAUCAAAUUCUUGAAUGUAAAACAAAUAUUACAAAGUUCAAAGAAUUUUCUGCUAGUUAUAUGUGUUCAAUGGAGAUACCUCUAGGUUUUGGAUAUCCUGGUAUACUUGCUGUAUCUAUAUAUGGCUUAAUAAAUAACAAUGGUUUAUUUAGUGGCUACUCGACACAAAAACUAUAUGACUUUGAAUCUUAUCAACCUUUCGAGACAUUGUAUUCAGCAUCACUACCACUACUUUCUGGUAGCAGUGAAAUUAAUGAAAAGGGUGGAGAUAUAUGGCUAUAUGGUAUAUAUUUAGAUGAUACAAGUGUUGCAACCAUCAAAUACUCAAAUGGAACAACUGAAAUGCUCACCCCAAUAGUUAGUUAUCAAUCAGCAAUUAAAAUUACAAAUAUUAAAGCAACCGAUCAACCAUUUGAAAUCUUUGUUUCAACAUUAUCCAGGGGUGAUUCAAAUAUAAUGAUUGUAAAGCCAACUUUAUAUAAUCUAUAUUACGUAAAUUGUAAUAACAAUGGUUUAUCAACUGGUCUAAAUGGUAAAUGUAUUUGCAAUAAUAAAUGGACAACUAUAGAUACCAAUAAACAAUGUUCAGUACCAAAUCACUAUAUAUAUGGUUCAACACAAGUAUCACAUCUAAUUGGUGGUGAAAUUACAUUAAAUGGCUGGUUUGGUGACAUCAAAAAUAAUCCAAAACUCUACAUUGGCAAUAAAGAAGUCACUAUCAAAUCAAUAACAUCAGAUUCAAUUAUAACUACUAUCGAGCCAGGCACUGCAGGUCAAGUUCAAGUUAACUAUACUCAAAAUUCACUCACUUGGAGCGGUAAAAUCUAUCCAUAUAUAUCAGAUAAACAAUGUCCAUUAAGAUGCGAAGAACAUGGCACUUGUAACAAAAUAACAGGGGUAUGCAAAUGUAAUUCGGGGUACACAGGUUUCGAUUGCUCAUCACCAAUAAACAACAAUGGAGGCGGUGAAACAGAAAUUGAUAACAAUGGUACAUCUAUUAUUAAGAAUCAAGAUAUAGGAUAUUCAAUUUCAAUUGAUUCAGUUGUAGAAUUAGAUUUAGAAGGCAAUUCAGUAUCAAAAAUAAAUCUCACAAACAAUUGGAUAUUUAUAAAUAAAGUCGGAUCAACCACAACAUUCAAGCAAAAUAGAAAUAACGAAGAUGAAACACAGGCAUUAUUAACAUUAAUUAUUGAAGAGGUCAACGAUAAAGAUAAAGAUUUUACAUUUGCAGGUAAUGAAUUUACAGUAACUAAAGGAGGUCUUAAAAUGUCACUUUCAAUUUCAAACUGGUUAUACAAGAGUAAUUUAAAUACAUUACAAGUGCAAAUGUCUUCUGAUGCCUCAACUGUUUCAUCAAAUGGUUGCAAAGAGUUUGCAAUAGAGUCCCAAUCAAAUAUCAAUAAUAUAAUUAAUAAUAUCAACUAUUUAAAAAUCAUUAAAAAUGGCAAUGUACUAUAUUCAAGAUUCCAAGAUAAAAUACUAUCAGACAACAGACCAACUACAGUUACAGCACAAUUACUAUCAAAAGAUGAAACAUCUGUAAAAAUUGCACUAAAUCUACCACAUUGUGAAGAUUGUUUAAUCGAUCCAGAUUUCUCAUUAUUAAUAACAUCAGGUUAUCUAAACAAUUGUAACACUGGGUCUAAAAAAUGGGUUGUUGCCGUUGCAGUCGUUUGUAUACAUUCCUAA
Dictyostelium purpureum is the source of this 3873-nucleotide messenger RNA. RefSeq lists its product as uncharacterized. Bases 1 to 3873 code for a protein of 1290 amino acids. The transcript has 8 exons. NCBI's taxonomy places the organism in Eukaryota, Evosea, Eumycetozoa, Dictyosteliales, Dictyosteliaceae. The record is from RefSeq and is a predicted model, not a curated record. Gene Ontology annotation, biological process: sexual reproduction.